Molecule: messenger RNA, 1505 nt
Organism: Drosophila obscura
Lineage: Eukaryota; Metazoa; Arthropoda; Insecta; Diptera; Drosophilidae
Exons: 5
Coding region: 481-1353 (290 amino acids)
Cellular component (GO): membrane
Source: RefSeq, a predicted model, not a curated record
CAGGCCCUAGAUACAUUUGAAGGCGCGCGUAUUUGAAAACGGCCAAAACCCAAAACCCCGCUCGGGAACAUUAACAAAACUGUCGCGAUCAACGAAACAACAAAGAUCGUGCCUGGGUUAACUUAGCUAACUUGUUUCCGGCGCGAGUGUUAACCAGUGUGUCUGUGUGUGCGCGUGUACCUGUAACCUGCGCGAGUGUGUUACCUGCUGCCCCGUUGCUAAAUUAAUAUUUUUUUUCGAACAUUUUUUUUCUGUGUCGUCGCUGCCGCUGCAAAACUGGUUGCUGGCAGCACAAAAAAAGAAGCAGAAUCUAGCUGUGAAAAGAAGUAGCAGGAGAAGAACGCAAAGCAGAAUAAGAAGAAGCGAACAACAGUUGUAUUUUUGUUCGUCUCUCGGUUUAUUUGAUUGGUUUUUCGGUUUGGAAAAUCAAGGUAGCAGCAUCCAGUAAUCUAGCGAGUAAAAAAUCGCAACGCAUCCAGAAUGCCCUGCUCGGCGGUAACACUGUCGAUAGCGACGAUCUGUGCGAUCAUCGCCACCGCUCUGCUGGCCAUUGCCUUCUCCACGGACAACUGGCUGCACUACGAUGUCUGGCGCAAUCAGAUACAGUCCUUUGCCUCAAAGCAUUCAGAUGCCGAAUCGCUGCUGUACAACAUGAACAUGAAGUACUAUUACUAUACGAGAACACGUGGACUCUUCCGCAUUUGUUAUCCGAAGGAACGGCCACCAGCAUCAGCAGUGCCCACAUAUCUGUCACCGAUUGAGACACACUGCUCGAACAUUGACUACUUUCCGCAGGCGGAGGAUGAGAAAAUUGCCAACGAGGAUGCCACAUCACGACUGCAUUUGGCCCGCUCCUGCAUUGCUCUGUUUAUAAUAAGUUUUGUGACUAUUUUCUGUGCCUUUUGGACCGGUCUGUCGGGCUGCUGGAAACGCUCAUCGGGCGCAAUAACUGCCACAUCGAUAUUGUUGCUGGUCACGUGCCUUUUGGCUGCCGGGGCCAUGGGUCUCUGGCAUACGGUGGAGUUCUUUGAGAAGGAAAAGGUCGUUGGCGAGGAUUACUUUCAGCAGUGGAAUACGGUUCUUCGCGAUAAUACAAAGAUUGCCUACGAUUGGUCGUACAUUGUGGCCUGGGCUGGCAUUGGGACAUGCCUGCUGUCGGCCAUUCUGCUGUCGGGUGCCGCCGUCUGUCUGCGCAACGAGCGCGAGAAGGAGGAGCAGCUGAAUCUGCAAUAUCUGAUGCCUGUGUACUCGCAGAAGCAGCCACCGUAUCCGCCGUAUGCCAAUUAUGCACAGCCACAGAUCUAUCCGGGUCCCUACUACCAUGGCUCGCAAUAUGGCCCCUACAACUAUUAGGACUAGGGAGAGGUCCCAGAGGUAAAGAGAGCAUCAUCAGCAGAACUUAAGGAGCAUCAGCAGACGAAGGAUUCAACGAAACGAACGAAAGAGAGACAGAAAGCAGUACCCCUCCCACGUCUUCACACUGCAAUAUACAUAUAUAUAUCACA